Molecule: messenger RNA, 1852 nt
Organism: Eurypyga helias (sunbittern)
Lineage: Eukaryota; Metazoa; Chordata; Aves; Eurypygiformes; Eurypygidae
Product: collagen alpha-1(IV) chain-like
Exons: 10
Cellular component (GO): collagen trimer; basement membrane
Molecular function (GO): extracellular matrix structural constituent
Source: RefSeq, a predicted model, not a curated record
GUCCACCAGGCCCAGAAGGUCCACGAGGGCCACCCGGCAGCGGAGGACUUAAAGGGGAAAAAGGGAAUCCAGGUCCACCUGGCCCACCUGGCCUGACUGGUCAGAAGGGAGAUCAAGGACUGCCUGGACGCCAGGGGGAUCCUGGUCGUCCAGGUCUGAAUGGAAUGAAGGGCGAUCCCGGGGUUCCAGGAGUUCCAGGAUUCCCAGGUAUGAAGGGGCCCACCGGACCCGCAGGACCCGCCGGCCUCACAGGCAGUCAAGGCCUGCCAGGCCCACCAGGUCCACCAGGUUUGCCAGGUACCAUCGGACGAAGCAUCGUUGUCAAAGGAGACCCUGGUCCCCCGGGUCCUCCGGGACACCCUGGGUCGAAGGGGCCACCUGGGUUGCCAGGGCCACAGGGAUUGCCAGGUCCCAUUGGUCUUCCUGGCGACCCGGGGCGAGACGGACUACCUGGUUUUGAUGGUCCAGCAGGACGUAAAGGAGAGCGAGGUCUUCCAGGCCAACCAGGUUCACGAGGAAUACAGGGACCUCCUGGUCCUGAUGGUUUACAAGGCCCACCUGGUCCUCCUGGAACAGCUUCUGUUGCUCACGGAUUCCUUAUAACUCGGCACAGCCAGACCAGGGAUACGCCUCUGUGUCCACAAGGAACGUCAAGAAUAUACGAUGGAUUUUCUCUUCUGUAUGUGCAGGGGAAUGAGAGAGCACAUGGCCAGGACUUGGGUACUGCUGGGAGCUGUCUUAGACGGUUCAGCGCCAUGCCCUUCAUGUUCUGCAACAUCAACAAUGUUUGUAAUUUUGCAUCAAGGAAUGACUAUUCCUACUGGCUAUCAACUCCGGAGCCAAUGCCGAUGAGCAUGGAGCCUCUGACCGGGCAAAGCAUCCAGCCGUUCAUUAGCCGAUGUGUUGUGUGUGAAGCUCCUGCUAUGGUGAUAGCUGUUCACAGCCAGACCAUUCAGAUUCCUUCGUGUCCUCCCGGCUGGGACUCCCUUUGGAUCGGUUACUCUUUCAUGAUGCACACCAGUGCAGGAGCAGAGGGCUCUGGGCAGGCCUUGGCAUCACCUGGAUCCUGUUUAGAAGAAUUCCGCUCGGCUCCAUUUAUUGAAUGCCACGGUCGUGGCACCUGCAAUUACUAUGCCAACUCGUAUAGUUUCUGGCUGGCAACUGUCGAGGUGUCAGAAAUGUUCAGUAAACCUCAGUCAGAGACACUGAAAGCCGGAGACUUGAGGACGCGUAUUAGUCGUUGCCAAGUUUGCAUGAAGAAAACGUAACGUCUCGGAGAACGUUUUAUAAAACAGCUGAAAAUUCCUAAGAUGCACUGUCUUCCAGCUGCAACAAUGGUGCUACUGUGCGGAAAGGAGAAACAAAUCCAAACUGUUCUAACCAUGCAAAUUCCAGUGUACCUCACUCACGUGCCAAACUGAGGGUCGUCCGGUACGUCGCUGACGAGCACUACGAUGAAAGCAUUGACCUCUUGGGAACAGACAACGCUCCGGCUUCGCAGAGGAUCGGAGGAUGCAACUUUCAUUUCUCUCCCUGUUACCAAAAUGGCACCUUUUUGAUCAGCCAAGAGAAUAAAGAAAAACACGACGCACUGAGUAUGUUUAAAAUAACAAGACUGCAGUUUUGAAAAACAUUUUUCAUGGUGCUACUAACCCUACUGUAUCCCAGGUUUUUAAUAUGAAAUUUUAAGCUUAUUUCUCUUUGUAAGUAAUGAAAUGUGUAUAUUGUGUAAACACCUUUUUAGUUGAAACUUUUAGUCAUUUAGAAACCAACCAGACUGAUAGAAAAAUGCUUCUGUCUGAAAUUAAACCAUACGACAGUAUUUUAUUAUGAAACUUGUGCUACAGAGAGA